Molecule: messenger RNA, 1197 nt
Organism: Camelus dromedarius (Arabian camel)
Lineage: Eukaryota; Metazoa; Chordata; Mammalia; Artiodactyla; Camelidae
Product: lipase member K
Exons: 9
Coding region: 1-1197 (398 amino acids)
Molecular function (GO): hydrolase activity, acting on ester bonds
Source: RefSeq, a predicted model, not a curated record
AUGUGGCAGCUUUUAGCAGCAACAUGCUGGAUGCUUCUUCUUGGACCUGUAUAUGGUUAUUAUAGGAAAGGACGCACCACAAAUCCUGAAGCUAAUAUGAAUAUUAGCCAGAUUAUUUCCUACUGGGGUUACCCUUAUGAACAAUAUGACGUUGUGACAAAAGAUGGCUAUGUCCUCGGAAUUUACAGGAUUCCAUAUGGAAGGAAAUGUCCCAGAACAGCUCCAAAGCCUGUCGUGUAUUUGCAGCAUGGUUUAGUUGCAUCUGCCGGGAAUUGGAUUUGCAACCUGCCCAACAACAGCUUGGCUUUCCUUCUGGCAGAUGUUGGGUAUGAUGUAUGGAUGGGGAACAGCCGGGGAAAUACCUGGUCCAGAAAACACUUGCAAUUUUCACCCAAAUCACCAGAAUACUGGGCCUUCAGUUUGGAUGAGAUGGCUAAAUAUGACCUUCCAGCCACAAUCAAUUUUAUCGUAGAGAAAACUGGACAGGAGCAACUCUACUAUGUGGGCCACUCCCAAGGCACCACCAUUGCAUUCAUAGCAUUCUCUACUAAUCCAGAACUGGCUAAAAGGAUUAAGAUAUUUUUUGCUUUGGCUCCAGUCACCACAGUGAAAUACACCCAAAGUCCUAUGAGAAAAUUAUCAUCUCUUUCCAGAAAAGUAGUCAAGGUAUUAUUUGGUGACAAGAUGUUCUCUCCUCACACACUUUUCGGGCAAUUCAUUGCCACCAAGGUGUGCAACAGGAGGAUAUUUCAUCGUAUUUGCAGCAACUUCUUAUUUACUUUGAGUGGAUUUGAUCCAAAGAACUUAAACAUGAGUCGCUUGGAUGUUUAUUUAUCACAGAGCCCUGCAGGGACAUCUGUUCAGAACAUGCUGCACUGGGCCCAGGCUGUUAAUUCUGGUCUGUUCCAAGCUUUCAACUGGGGAAACCCUGAUCAGAACAUGAUGCACUUCCAUCAGCUUACACCUCCCCUAUACAAUGUUUCGAAGAUGGACGUUCCAACAGCAGUGUGGAGUGGUGGACAGGAUGCUGUUGCUGACCUCAAAGAUGUUGAGAAUUUACUCCCUAAAAUUGCCAGGCUUAUUUAUUACAAGUUGAUUCCACACUACAAUCAUGUGGAUUUUUACCUUGGACAGGAUGCACCCCAUGAAAUUUACCAAGACCUAAUUAGAUUGAUGCGGGAAUGUUUGCCAAAUUAA